Daphnia pulicaria is the source of this 1878-nucleotide messenger RNA. It is a transcript of the gene Bx42, whose product is annotated as puff-specific protein Bx42-like. Lineage: Eukaryota; Metazoa; Arthropoda; Branchiopoda; Diplostraca; Daphniidae. Gene Ontology annotation, cellular component: spliceosomal complex. The transcript has 6 exons. The coding region runs from base 109 to 1743 and encodes 544 amino acids. Gene Ontology annotation, biological process: mRNA splicing, via spliceosome. The record is from RefSeq and is a predicted model, not a curated record.
UCUCGCUCUGUUGCGAAGAAACAAUCUGACAACGUCGCAUCAUAAUUUAUUCUCGAGUUACAAUUUUUGUAUUUGGCAACAUCUUGGUUGAAAGACUCGACUGAAAACAUGGCGUCGUUAUCAAGUUAUCUCCCGGCGCCAACGCAGUUGACGUGGGAUCGAGAUGUCGAGGAGCAAAAGGAACGUGCUAAUCGCCAAACGGCCAUCGUGGCCGCCACAAAGGCAAUCCCACCAUACGGAAAUCGCGAUUCAUGGAUGCCUCGAAAUGUUUCCGAUUUCGGAGAUGGAGGUGCUUUUCCCGAAAUUCACAUGGCCCAAUAUCCAAUGGACAUGGGUCGCAAAGACCAGGCUGGACAAAAGUCGAAUGCCUUGGCCAUCCAACUUGAUGCAGAGGGAAAGAUCAAAUAUGAUGCUAUUGCCAGGCAAGGCCAUGGGAAGGACAAGCACGUCUACUCUAAAUUCACCGAUCUCCUGCCUGCUGAAAUUACCAAUGAGGAUGAUCCCUCAUUGCACAAGCCCACAGAUGAUGAAAUUGCAGAUAUCACAGAGAAAACGAGACAAGCCCUGGAAAGAAUCACCAAUGCCAAAGUAGAAGCAGCUCUUCCAGUUCGUGCCGCAGAGAGAACUGGCCCUGCUCAAUUCAUUCGCUACACACCAGCACAGCAGGGUGAUGAAUUCAAUUCUGGUGCCAAACAACGCAUUAUCCGCAUGGUUGAAGUACAAAAAGAUCCCAUGGAACCCCCAAGGUUCAAAAUUAACCAAAAAAUCCCCCGUGGUCCACCUUCUCCUCCUGCCCCCGUGUUGCAUUCUCCCACACGUAAAGUAACUGUCAAGGAACAGCAGGAAUGGAAGAUUCCGCCUUGCAUUUCAAAUUGGAAGAACGCUAAAGGUUACACUAUUCCUCUUGACAAACGUUUGGCAGCCGAUGGUCGAGGACUUCAACAGGUUCACAUUAACGAGAAAUUCGCGAAAUUGGCCGAAUCAUUGUACAUAGCCGAUCGAAAGGCCAGAGAGUCGGUUGAACUUCGCGCCCAACUUCAAAAGAAACAAGCCCAAAAAGAAAAGGAAAAGAAGGAAGAUACUUUGCGACAGCUGGCGCAGCAAGUCCGCGAAGAGAGAGCAGGUCUGCGACCCGGUGCAGGGGCUGCUGCUGCUCGUGAAGACGACGAUGAUGCAGCGGAGCGUGACAACUUGAGACAAGAACGGCAUCGUGAGCGUCAACGUGAGCGCAACAUUGCACGCGCUGCUCCCGGCGAUAAAAAAUCCAAACUCGAUCGCCAACGCGAGCGUGACAUUAGUGAGCAGAUUGCAUUGGGGAUGCCUGCUCGAGCCUCUGCUAGUGGCGAGACCAUGUACGAUCAGCGUUUACUGAACCAAACUCGUGGAAUGGACAGUGGAUUCGCCGAUGAUGAGGCCUACAAUGUCUACGACAAACCUUGGCGUGAACAAGGAACUCUGUCCAGUAAUCUCUAUCGUCCGACCAAGAACCUCGAUCAAGAUUUGUACGGCGACGAUUUGGAUAAACUUGUCAAGACCAGCAAGUUUGUACCUGAUAAGGAAUUUAGCGGAACUGAUCGUUCUGGUCCUUCCGGCUCCCGCAGUGGUCCAGUUCAGUUUGAGAAGGAAGAGGAUCCUUUCGGCCUCGACAAGUUUUUGACGGACGUCCGCAAGGCCAGUAGCAAACGACCCACUGACGCGGAACGCUCAGACAAGGACAAGGAUAAGAGACGGCGUCGAGACUAAAUUUUGUUUUUCUUUCCGUUGACGAUUUCGCAAUUUGUUUCAUUUUACCUCACACAAAAAAAAAUCUUUUUAAAAAAACCACAAAAACAAUGAUUCCUUUUCUCCAAGACCAGAAUACAUUUCAAAUGAAAUGUC